Molecule: messenger RNA, 2986 nt
Organism: Salmo salar (Atlantic salmon)
Lineage: Eukaryota; Metazoa; Chordata; Actinopteri; Salmoniformes; Salmonidae
Gene: tmem110l
Product: transmembrane protein 110, like
Cellular component (GO): membrane
Source: RefSeq, a predicted model, not a curated record
GACCGCCUGCGCUCGCAGAGAGAUCCAAGGAAUUCAACAGCAGGAGGUGACGUCAGAAUCCCGCAUUUUGCGGUGUUGUCGCUUUCAAAACAUUUGAUAUGGUGUAGAACAAUUACCCCUGUUCCGAACUUUAGUGUUUCGCAUUUUCGGGGACUUUUUAUUUCGCAAAAUACUUUUGUAUUAACUUCGCGAGAGAGACAUUGAGCAGUGAUAGCAUGGCAAAUUCGUUGUUUUGUUUUUCUUGAGGAUAUACGGAAUUUCUCCUCGCAAACAACAGGGGAAGUGCCCCCUGUCCUUUGUCUGCCACGGGUGUUUUUAAAGUAUUCGACAUGGACAUUUACGGAUACAAUGGUGUUUUUCUGGUCAAAAGACUAUUUAAUAAUGCAGCUUUUGAGAUUUCGAACAUGUCAGACAUUACGAAGGCGAACCCUCAGGGAUGCGAUAACGGGGCUUUGACAAACAGAUUCGGAGUCUUGAUUCAAGGGUUGCUGGCCAUAGUUGCCUUCAGCACAUUGAUGGUGAAGAGGAUCCGUGAGCCCGUAGGGAUCAGAAGACCAUGGAGGAUCUGGUUUUACGACACGUCCAAGCAGGCCAUUGGCGCUCUCUUCAUCCACUUCGCCAAUGUGUUCCUCUCCAACCUCACAGAAAUGGACCCUUGUUCCCUGUAUCUGAUGAACUUCCUGCUCGAUGCCACGCUAGGCAUGCUGGUCAUCUGGGCGGGGGUCAAGGUUGUCUCCAGGAUCGUGGAGUACAAGCAGUUCAAACUGCUCACCUUUGGAGAAUACGGUGACCCUCCCCAGGCCGCAGCAUGGCUCGGGCAGUGUGGUGUCUACCUUCUCAUCAUGGUCCUGGAGAAGAGUGUUGUCAGCUUGGUCCUGCUCAUUCCUGGGUGGACCAACCUGCAGUCUGUGUUGCUGGACUACAUCCCUAACCCUCAGGUGGAGCUUGUGUUGGUCAUGCUCAUCGUGCCCUUCAUUGUCAAUUCCAUCAUGUUCUGGGUGGUGGACAGUCUGAUGAUGAGGAAGUACAAGACGCUGAAGAGCCUGGUCGACUCCUGCGACUCCUCGACCAAGGUCGACUCCACGGCGCCGUGGGUUACCGGCGACGAGUCACGGGUCCUGUUGACAGUCGAGACAGACACUGAGGAGGAGGAUAGUUCAACAAUGGUUCAAGGAGGGUCCCACUCUAGCCUUCCAGUAGUGGGCAUAAUAUCUAGCUGGGUGGAGGUGUAGCUCUGGUAUCCUUCUCUACAAGACCCUGACACAUACGCUGACCCGCGCCACACACAAACGUGAGCACGGAUGUGUGAAUGUACGCUCCUUCCAGAUCACACAGAUUUGCUUUUUUUCAUUGUACACAUCCCAAUGAUGUCUUUGAUGACUUGGCUGUUAUGAGGAUGUUGAAUGUUAUAUGAACUAUGCUUUAUGUCCCAUGCUUUAUGUCCCGUGUGGCUCAGUUGGUAGAGCAUGGUGUUUGCAACGCCAGGGUUGUGGGUUCGAUUCCCACGGGGGACCAAAAAACAAAUGUAUGAAAUGUAUGCAUUCACUACUGUAAGUCGCUCUGGAUAAGAGCGUCUGCUAAAUGACUAAAAUGUCAAAUGUAAAUGUAAGAAGAAAAAAAGUCCUUCACCCUUGCAGUCCCUGUUUACCGAAACAACAAGCUUGGUGGGGCUAUAAAGUGUCUCGUAAUGGAGAUAAUUAGAGGGCACAGUGUGAGCUUGAGGGAACACGACAGUGAUGAUGAAAGAGUAAAUCUGUCCUCUCUCUCGGGGGAUUUUGUGAAAAGGGUGUUUGUUGAUCUCCAAAGAGCUCUUUGACAGUACAAUCUGCUCUAUUUUCCUUCAUCAUACAGAUUACUGCUUAGUUCAAACCUUGACAUACAGCGUCUAAUGGUCUGUAAUUAAAUACGUUAAAGUCUGUUUUGGACCUGUACUAUUUAGUAGAAUCCACUACUAGUGUCCUUGUCUCCUUUCCUCCUUCGCCACUAACAGGUGGAAGGGCUGGAUAGUUUCAAUCAUUGAUUUCACCUAUCACGUCCACUCAGAUCAGUUGUCAGACUAUUGUAACUCAGCUGGAGGAGUUGGACCUUAAUGUUGGAAAAGUUUUAUCUCUGAGUUGGACUGUAGUAGUCUGGUCUGGAACAGUUUUUCACACUGUCUCCAGAAGAUGUUUAAUAAGGUGGAAAAUGGUAUUCUAUGUGGAAAAUGGACCAGAUCAUUUUAUAUUCCUCAUGGAUGUCCAUUUGGGAUUUAUACAAAUAUUUGCAAUGUUUCUACUAUGAAUUAAAGAGCUUAGUGAUAUGGAGUGAUUUUGAACUUUGUAAUGUAUUUUCUUAUUUCUUUUGUCUAUUUUACAUAUUUUAUUGUAUUCAUAUUACUUGGGGUUAAACCUGUGGUAAUGACAUGUAAUGGGAGAUUUUAAAGUGGUAUCACAGGAAUGAUCACAGUCAAUUCAGAGAUUACCUGAGAUAUCAAAAUAGUGUUCAGUUUACCAUUUUAUGUUCAUUCUUAUAGAUCACAUUUCUCAAUCAUUGAGCUGUUAACUCUAACAUGAAAAUACAAUACUGCCAUUUUUGUAUUCAUUUAAUUAUGUUCCUGGAACCAUUUAAUGUCUUAGUGAUGUGAAAGAUUCUGAUUGUGAGACUGCCAUUUCAUGUGACCUCAAAUGUGUAGAACAGUUACUGUGAGGACCUGCACCACUACAUUUAUGUUAAUUAUUCACUGUAAAAAAAAUUACUCACAUGCUCUGUCUAUAAUAUAUAUUUUAUUUAGCGUUACUCCAAUCCAUCAUGUAUGUGUUUUGUGGAAACAGAAUUUUGAAUUGUGACUGAAUGUUUAAUGGAUAUCCACUUGAAAGUGCCAUGUUGCUAUAAUAUAUUCAUGAUUCAUUGAUGAUACAAGAAAAAUGUCUUUGUCUUUUGUCUUAACCGUUGUCACUAUUGUUUGUAUUAUAAUUUAAAUUCAAGUAAAAUUGUAUAAUAAAAAAAA